This is a messenger RNA of Paramuricea clavata, 1602 nucleotides long. Lineage: Eukaryota; Metazoa; Cnidaria; Anthozoa; Malacalcyonacea; Plexauridae. The record is from the annotation of a GenBank genome assembly.
AUGGAAAAACUUUUCAGAAACCGAUAUCUAAACGUUAGUGUAAGAAUUAUUAAGAGAGGUGAUGAGAUCCUAUUUUACGCAAAAGAUGUGGCGGAAUCUCUAGGGUACUCGAAUACGAAAAAAGCAGUUAGAAAUCAUGUUUGGGAAGAGGAUAAGUGCACUCUAGGGUCCAUCCAUAAGGGGUCCCUCGAGGGACCCCUUACAAAAAGUCAUCCCGGCACCGUACUAAUUACAGAACAGGGUUUGUACCAGCUGAUUUUUGGAUCAGAGCUUAAUACAGCAAAGGAGUUCAGGAACUGGGUAUUCAGAGAAGUCCUCCCAUCUACAAGAAAAACAGGCUCGUAUAAUUUACCAGAUAGAAGGUCACUUAGAUAUAACCAAAUAAUCCUUAUAAACGAAACGGACCUCCAUCACGCAGUUGUGAGUUACAUCAGAGACAACUACCUAGAGGCUGUAAUCAUACCUGGUCUAGGUGAGUAUCAGGACACUAUGUCAAAAAGAUGUGAUGCCUGGAAGAAGGGAUAUAAAGGUGGCCAACCGGAUCUUAUUAUAGAGAAUCCCAUGGGGAGGUACAAAGGAUUUGCUAUUGAAUUCAAGUCUCCCAAGGGCACUGGGGUUGCAAGUGAGAGGCAAGUAUUAUGGCUCCAAAAGCUUAUGAAAAUGGGAUAUAUGGUAAUGAUUUCAGACGACUUGAUAAAAACUUGUAUUAGAAUUAACGAGUACUUCUCCCUUAAGAAAACCGUAAGAAAAGUUGCAGUAAAGAAUCCAACUUGUACUACAAGGACAUACAGACCAAAGUUCAAAUCAGGUAAGUACUGAGUUAUCUCACAAGUUAUCUCACCAGCAGAUUUAAGAUAUCUCACCAGCAGAUUUAAGUUAUCUCACCAGUUAUCUCACCAGUAGAUUUAAGUUAUCUCACCAGUAGAUUUGAGACAUCUUACAAGUAAAUUUAAGUUAUCUCACAAGUAGACUCUAGAUGUCUCACAAGAUAAAACCCAGUUAAACCUAAGGUAUCUUACAAGUAGAAUGGAAGAUAAACCUGAGCAAACUCAAGUAGUAACAAGUGAAAAGAAGAAAGACCCAAAAAGAGUAGCUGCAGGAAAACGAUUAGCCGCAAUCAGCAAAAUAGCAAAGGAGAGGAAAAAGAAACUUGCAGAACCUGAGGAGUCAUCCAGCAAUAACAUGAUCGCAUAUGUAGGAGUGGUCAUCGCAUUGGUAUCUCUUAUCCUAGCAUUUAAUCAGCAUCAGAGGGAAACAAAGAAACCAGAACCUAAGUACAUCCCUGAAACUGUAGAAGUAACCAGGAAAGCUGAUGAGUCCAGGUUAGAUUCACUUGAAUGAUACGUUAAACAUAAUAUAUAUUAUAGCAAGAUGAGUAAAGAAUCAAAGAUGACCGCGGAAGUGUACAACGCAGUGUUACUUACAGCAGGAGCAGUUGGUAUAUCAAGGGCAUCGAAAAAACUUUUGAAAGAACCGUUAGGAACCCCAGAGAAUGUAAAAGGAAUGGUAAAGUUAGCUGUCUCAGUUAGCCUCUCAUCUCUACUAGUCUCCUACCUGAAAGAAAAGAAGUAUAUACCAGAUGAUCCAUUCAAACCUAAGUAA